This is a messenger RNA of Venustampulla echinocandica, 792 nucleotides long. RefSeq names its product Proteasome component C5. The record is from RefSeq and is a predicted model, not a curated record. NCBI's taxonomy places the organism in Eukaryota, Fungi, Ascomycota, Leotiomycetes, Helotiales, Pleuroascaceae. Gene Ontology annotation, cellular component: proteasome core complex. The coding region runs from base 1 to 792 and encodes 263 amino acids. The transcript is spliced from 2 exons.
AUGGCGAUGUUCAGUCAAAAUCCGCUGAUGAACGGUCCAAAUUACUCUUUCAACCAAGCUCCAGCAACAGCUUCAGAUGGCCACAAGCAACAUGGAUUCUACCCAUACACCGACAAUGGAGGCUCCACACUCGCGAUCUCUGGUGCCGACUUCACAAUAAUGGCGGGUGACACACGUUCAACAUCAGGAUACAGCAUCAACACCAGAUACAAGCCCAAAGUUUUCAAGAUUGGCGGAACCACUGCAUCUCAGAAUGAUGCCACUAUUGUGCUGUCAGUAGUGGGAUUCGCAGCCGAUGGGGAAGCACUGAAGGAGCGUCUGGAUGCGGUGGUCAAGAUGUACCGAUACCAACACGGCAAGCCCAUGAGCGUUAAGGCAUGUGCGCAGCGAUUAUCUACGAUACUUUACGGAAAGCGUUUCUUCCCAUACUACGUUACUGCUAUCCUCGGGGGCUUGGAUGAGGAAGGGAAGGGGGUUGUGUAUUCGUAUGAUCCCGUGGGCAGCUACGAGCGAGAGAUGUGCAGGGCAGCGGGCGCAGCAGCAAGUCUGAUCAUGCCGUUCCUUGACAACCAAGUCAAUUUCAAGAACCAAUACGAGCCAGAGAGUGGAGCCGGCCAUGAGUUACAAGAACGAGAGAAGAUUCCGUUACCAAGGGGAGAGGUGGAGGAUUUGGUCAAGGAUGCUUUUGAUAGUGCGGUUGAGAGACAUAUUGAGGUUGGAGAUGGACUUCAGAUGAUGAUCGUCACGAAGGAUGGAAUUGAGGAGAGAUAUCUACCCCUCAAGAAGGAUUAG